Monascus purpureus is the source of this 441-nucleotide messenger RNA. The record is from the annotation of a GenBank genome assembly. Lineage: Eukaryota; Fungi; Ascomycota; Eurotiomycetes; Eurotiales; Aspergillaceae.
AUGGAUUACCUUGCUCAGCAUACGACGAUACCUGUUCCCAGGGUAUUAGGCCACGGAAAAUGUGCAAUCGGUCCCUAUAUUGUCAUGACGUUCGUUGAAGGAAAUCCAUUAUCUGAAUACCUACGGGACCCAAAGCAAGAAAUGACUUGUCUGAAUCCCCAGAUUCCUAUGUCCCUUUUGAAGAAGGCCUAUUCCGGUAUGGCAGAGAUCAUGCUUGAACUGUCAAAAUUGACCUUUCCUUAUAUUGGCGCGCUAGAGCGGGACGAUGCAGGCACAUGGGGUAUACAGAAGAGACCUCUCACUUUCAACAUGAAUCGACUUACCCAAUUCUCCAAUAUUCCGCCUGGAGUGUUUGCAAAAAAACGCUUCACCAAUGCAGCCGACUAUUUUGAAGAACUCGCAAAACAACAUCUCUACCACCUUUCCGUUUCAACGGAAUGA